Molecule: messenger RNA, 1486 nt
Organism: Phoenix dactylifera (date palm)
Lineage: Eukaryota; Viridiplantae; Streptophyta; Magnoliopsida; Arecales; Arecaceae
Product: peptide transporter family protein
Source: RefSeq, a predicted model, not a curated record
UUCCAUAGGCCGGAGAGACUAAAUUAUCGUUACAUCCUUAUAUAGACCAGAGUUAUUUACAGGCUUUAUUAUUUCAUUGAAGCGCCCAGAGAAUGUUAAAUUUAGACCUAGAUCCAGGACGUUUGUUUCGGGAUUUCAAUUUCUUCGUCCCCACUCCUCCCCGCCCAAUCCUUUUUCGAACCUCCCAGCCUCCCUAUUUGGAAGCGCGAUGAAACCCUAGCAAGAACGCUUUGCGAUCUCCGUCCAAUUCGCCAUGGACGACCGGUAUAUCGACGACGCCGAGCUCUGGGCCGUCAUCGACUCCGCCGCCGCCUCCCGGUCCCGCAAGCCCCUCCUCGCCCUCAAGAACUCCAACUCCAUGAGCCCCGGCCCCUAUCCCACACCUCCGAAGCCAUCCAGAAACCCUAGGGCCCAUCUCUUGGCAGUGGAGGAGGUUAAGGCUCCGGCGGACGGGGAAGUGGUGCAGGAGGAGCACUGGGCGCACCACCGGCCGCCGAAGAUGGCGAGGGUCGUGGAUCCUGGGGCGAGUAACGAUCGUCGGAUGGUUGUCGUCAAGCAUCCGUCCCGGAUGCCGUCGCCGUCGUCUGGGGUGGUGAAGGAGUUGGGCCCGGUGGUCGAGAGCCCGCCGCCACCUGAUAGGUGGCAGAGCGAGCAGACGGAGAACCUGAAUCACAGCUUAUUUGGGAAAUUCCCCUCUGUGUCUUCAUUCAAGCAGUACCAAAAUGCAGCGAUGGCGAUCCUAGAGAAAACUGAUUAUGUCAUGAUAUCUGGGAAUCCGUAUAUUAAGAAAUCAGGAUGGAGGAAGAUAUCAUUUUUCUUCAAUCUCUCAUUUGAAAUCAAAGAGAAAUCCAUUGAAUUUGAUGAAAAUCGGAAUGUUCAGCGUGCAGAGUUUGUUGUUCGGGCAUUCAUGCAAGGUGGAAGGUUCUCGGAUGGGUGGGGUUCUUGUGAACGACGUGAGAAAAGGUUCUCGAAACCAAACCAUGAUAUUCCCAGCACAGCUGAAACCAGAGCUAAAAAUAAAGCUUGUCAAGACCUUCUUGGUAUUGGAGAAUACCGACCGGGUGUAAUCAAUGGCUUUCGGUAGGUGCAACAUUUAACAUAACGCUGAUAUUGUCGUCUUCAAGUUCUCAUAGAACUUGUAACCGUUGUUGGGUGGAAAGUAUUAUCUGAUCAAUUCGAAAAUGUUUUGUUGGAUCGUAAAAAGAGAGAAGUGAAACCAUUGAAAAACAACAAGGGCCAGUUCUGUGUGCAAUAGUAGAUUCCCGCCCAUUGAAGUCCAGGGAUUGUCAGCAAAGUUUGUUCUUUGCUUCUUUUCCAGGAAACAGCACUUCGCUGUUGCAUCAGCUGGUGUUCGCUUGGAAAUUUUCAAACCAAAAAAAGAAAAGAAAACCCCUUUUGUUAUUGGUUUUUUUUUGUUCUUUUUUGGUGCAAUCCUUUUGUUAUUGCUAAGGUACGAUUUCAUAAAUUGAUGCUAUCUUGACUGCGU